CGGGAUUAUUUGAGCAUACACUGCGUGUGUCAGCGUGAUUCACCCGGCACCAACUGUGGCUGCACUGCAGCUCUAUCUCCCGGUGGCCGGCGCUCAUGGUGAGAUGGUACGGCGGCCGGAGCAAAAGCUGGUCGGGCCGCGGGAGAGAUUCCACGCUGGGAAGGAAUUCGACAGUGGCUCGAGGCGGCGGUGCUGGCGAGUUCUUGGGCGUCUCAAUCACCUGUGCCUUGCCCGUCGCGGCGUCCACCUCAACACCAGCGGCGCCUACUGUCUCACGUCAAAGCACGCCAGUAGGUCGCCGCGGAAGACGGGAAACAACUCGGCCGGCUGGAACACCUGCUUCCUGGGCAGGCUCGCUCACCACGAACCCGUUGCGGUGUUCGGACCACGCGGUGGCGGCCCUGGCGGAGGCCGCGACCUCGGAGGGCAUGUUGGAGGCCGUCAGCACCAACGAGUUCGCGUUCCGCGUCGUCGGCAAGCUCAAGUACGGCUCGUACUGCGAGUGCGACAUCGAGGACGGCGUGCUGUACCUCCAGUGCACGCCGGCCACCUUCGGGACCAACAUCGACCUGGUCGCGUCCAAGCUGAUGGAUAGGCUGUGAGGAAAGGGGGAGUAUCGGAGGAAAGGAAAGCUAGACAUGAGAAAUUGACAGCCGUUGCCAUCAUGCGCAUCAAGCAGUUCCGAACCCCCCGUGAAUUGAUCACCUUUGCCAUGUUGCGUGGAAUGCUCCGCAGUCUCUUCAACAACUUCGCAAACCCCCCUGAACACCAUGGCGCAGGGUACCUCGAGGGAAUGGUUCGACAAAAGAGAUGUAAUUGUCCCAGGCGCGCCUCAGCGCAAAUAAACCUGCACAAGUC
Molecule: messenger RNA, 858 nt
Organism: Thermothielavioides terrestris NRRL 8126
Lineage: Eukaryota; Fungi; Ascomycota; Sordariomycetes; Sordariales; Chaetomiaceae
Exons: 1
Coding region: 96-602 (168 amino acids)
Source: RefSeq, a predicted model, not a curated record